Messenger RNA from Lathyrus sativus (Indian pea), 1881 nucleotides. Lineage: Eukaryota; Viridiplantae; Streptophyta; Magnoliopsida; Fabales; Fabaceae. The record is from the annotation of a GenBank genome assembly.
AUGAGUUUGGCUGGGACGGAAAGCUCGGAAGAGGGUGCAGUGCAUCCGGAGCCACCUGAUCCUGAUGUUCUUGAGAUUGAUCCAACUUGUCGUUACAUCAAGUAUAAAGAAGUGAUUGGCAAAGGAGCCUUCAAAACUGUUUACAGAGCAUUUGAUGAGGUCAAUGGGAUUGAAGUUGCAUGGGGCCAGGUUCAGAUUGACGAGGUGUUGCAAUCACCGGGUGACUUAGAUAGGCUAUACUCAGAAGUGCAUCUCUUGAAAUCGCUACGGCACAGUAACAUAGUAAGGUUCUACAAUUCUUGGAUUGAUGACAAGCGCAAGACUGUUAAUAUGAUUACUGAGCUAUUUACUUCGGGUAGCCUUAAACAGUAUCGUAAAAAACACAAGAAAGUUGACUUGAAGGCUGUCAAAGGAUGGGCAAGACAGAUUCUGAUGGGUUUAAACUACCUUCACAGUCACAAUCCACCAAUUAUACACAGGGACUUGAAAUGUGAUAAUAUAUUUAUCAAUGGUCACCAAGGAGAAGUUAAAAUUGGUGAUUUGGGGCUGGCAACUCUCUUGACUCAGGCUAAUGCUAAGAGUGUUAUCGGAACUCCGGAGUUUAUAGCACCUGAAAUGUAUGAUGAAAAUUACAACGAAUUAGCUGACAUAUACUCAUUUGGUAUGUGCAUGCUUGAGUUAGUGACUUCUGAGUAUCCUUACAGUGAAUGCAGAAAUUCAGCGCAGAUAUACAAGAAAGUUUCAUCUGGUAUAAAGCCUGUUGCUCUUUCUAGAGUGAUAGAUCCCGAGAUAAAAUCAUUUAUUGAAAAAUGUCUGGUUCCCGCCUCCCAAAGAUUGUCGGCAAAGGAGCUUCUGAUGGACCCCUUUGUUCAAGUAAAUGGUUCAGCAAAGAACAUUUCUUUUCCACUGCCUGAUAUUGUUCUUCCUAAACUCGGAGCCUCUGAAAACAGAGGUAUGAUGUCAGAAGGUCCUGCUAGUACACGUAUUAGGGCUAUUUCUAUGGAUCUUGGUGACCCUAACGAGCUACCUGUGAUCACUGUACUUGAUAAUUCCACUGUCGAUGCAUCAUCUUCUCCAAGUGUUGAGAUAAGAAGGUUGAAGGGAGGUGAUACCUUCUUUCUAAAAGGCGAUCAAAAUGAUGAGAAUUCUGUAUCAUUAGUUCUUCGGAUAGCUGAUCAGAAGGGACAAGCAAGAAAUAUCCAUUUCAUCUUCUACCUUGACAGUGAUACUGCUGUCUCAGUUUCAAAGGAAAUGGUUGAGCAACUUGAACUUGCUGAUCAGAACGUAAAAUUUAUAGCUGAGUUAAUCGAUUUAUUGUUGAUGAAAUUGAUUCCUGAAUGGAAACCUUGUGUGGCAAUCGAUCAUUUGGCCUCUGCAAAUAGUAAAUGGACUAAUGCUAGCCAACAGAGUGACACAAAGUUGGCUAAAUACAAAGGAAUCUCUAAACAUUCCACUGAAGAUGCAGGUCCCUUGACCUCGUACGGAAAAUCAGCUGCAAAAGAGAACGUUGACAAUAUGGAUAUAUGUUCUGAGAUGUCAUAUGCUUCUGCAACAUCAGACAUCAAUGGUAAGUUUUCUAUGGUUUCAUUCAUGUCUGCUGAAUCAGGAUUUGAAGGAGGGAGUCAGAGCUCAUUUACAUCUGAAACCGGGACAUCAUCUGAUUACAAGAGCAAAAUUUUAGACAUGGGAAGCAACAGUAUGAUGAGCUUCUCAAACUAUCCCCUCGGUGUUUCUUCCUUGUCCGAACUUGAUGAUGAGUUGAGAGUAGAGUUAGAAAUGAUUGAACAGCAAUAUCAGGAGGCAAUUAAAGAUUUAUCGAAAAGAAGAAACGUGGCCAUCGAGGAGAUUAAAAGGAGAAUGACAGAGAAGAUGGUAUCAUAG